Messenger RNA from Paraglomus brasilianum, 444 nucleotides. Lineage: Eukaryota; Fungi; Glomeromycota; Glomeromycetes; Paraglomerales; Paraglomeraceae. The record is from the annotation of a GenBank genome assembly.
AUGCAUUUCAACACUCAGUUACUCAAAAGAAAACUCGACGGAGACGACCAAGUUGAACACGAUGUUCGCACAAAGCGUCACAACCACCUCCACUCACCGCCACUCUUCAGCGAUCUUCACUCGACAUCUACAUUCGCCAUCCCAAACCCUCAAACCUUUUCGUUAGCUUCCGCCUCUUCUUCCUCUUCAACUACACCUCUCUCAACAUCCGCGCUUGAUUCUGACUCCAUGUUAAUCGACGAAAUACCGCUCUUUAUGAAUCCGAGUGUGAUCGAUUCAUUCAACGCAAACCCAAACCAAUUCCAUCAUCAUCGCGGAGAAACCUUGCCACCGUUCAUGACAGGACGAAAUGCUGCGACUGCAGGCGUUGUCAGAGGAGUCACGGUAGCUGGUACGAGAGAGAAGAUUAUCAGAGUUGGUGGGUUUGGUGGUCACAUGGUUUAG